AUUUUAUCUGAUUAGAAAAAUAGAAAGAAAUAUUAUCGCUUGUCCAAUAGCUAAGUUAUUGGGACAGCAAUACUUUCGGAGACUAAUAAUUCGGUUAUAUAAGAUAACUCUUUACCAAUUUUCUCAAUUGUCCCUGACACUUAUAUCACUGGUGUAGGAAUUCAGCAAGAAAAGAUUAAACCUCUAAUUUGUCACAAACUAUAACCAAUAUCUCCAGCUAGCUUAAUUCAAUCAUGAGUGAGUACAAGUCAGGACCUCUUGAAAGACCUGUCAGGCCAAGUCUAGAGAAGUUUGAUAUGGAUGCAGAAGAUGAGAGGAAGACAAGGCUUGGGUCUAUCAAGAAAGCGGCAAUUAAUGCCUCCACCAAGUUUAGAAAUUCUCUAACAAAAAGGGGUCGUAGAAACAGCAGAGUCAUGUCUGUCGUUGUUUUAGAAGAUGAGCAUGACGCGGAGGAACUAAAGGCAGUUGACGCCUUACGCCAAGCUCUCAUCCUUGAAGAAUUACUUCCUGCUAAACAUGAUGAUUAUCAUUUGAUGCUAAGAUUCUUGAAGGCUAGAAAGUUUGACAUUGAGAAAACAAAGCAGAUGUGGGCUGAUAUGCUUCAGUGGAGGAGGGAAUUCGGUGCAGACACCAUCACAGAGGAUUUUGACUUCAAGGAAAAGGAAGAGGUCCUAAAGUACUAUCCACAAGGCCAUCAUGGAGUUGACAAAGAAGGGAGACCAGUUUACAUUGAAAGAAUUGGUCAAGUAGAUUCGGUCAAGCUAUUACAAGCCACAACAAUGGACCGAUACCUCAAGUAUCAUGUACAGGAGUUUGAGAGGACCAUUAAUGAUAAGAUGCCAGCCUGCUCACUUGCUGCCAAAAGACACAUUGACACAAGCACAACUAUCCUGGAUGUCCAAGGAGUGGGACUUAAAAACUUCAACAAAUCAGCAAGGGAUCUCAUUCAACGCCUCCAGGCUAUUGAUGGAAACAAUUACCCUGAGAGCUUGUGCCGAAUGUACAUCAUCAAUGCUGGCUCUGGAUUCAGGCUCUUAUGGAAUUCCGUCAAGUCAUUCCUUGAUCCAAAGACCACUCAAAAGAUCCAUGUUCUUGGCAAUAAAUAUCACAGCAAGUUGCUUGAAAUAAUUGACGCAAGUGAAUUGCCAGAGUUCUUAGGUGGAACAUGUACUUGUGCUGAUAAAGGAGGUUGCAUGGUUUCUGAUAAAGGUCCAUGGAAUGAUCCAGAAAUUAUGAGGAUGGUUCGCAAUGGUGAGCAUAAAUGUUCACACAAAUUUGUGAUCUCAAUGGAUGAGAAAACUAUCCCAGAGGAUGACAAUGCCAACACCAAGAAGAGCACUUCUUUUAGAAAGGAAACUGACUCUUCAAAGGUUCAAAGGGAUAAUGGCCAGCUUUCCCCUGUCCGUGAGGAAUUUGAUAUCCCUAUCGUGGACAAGGCUGUCUAUGCGACUUGGCCUAAACAAGUAAAAGCUGGCCCCUUAGCUAAUUCUAAAGAUUUCUUCCCUGUCCACGAUGCUUGUAAGUCAUCGGAAGGAUUUGGCAAUCCUGUUUUCAGUGGAGUGAUGACUUUAGUGAUGGGCAUUGUGACAUUGGUUAGGAUGACUAAAAACAUGCCAAGGAAACUUACAGAUGCUACACUCUUGGCUGGUUCUUUGUAUAGUGCUGACAUGAUUAAAGAACAACAGACUCAUGGACAUGUCAUCUCGACAAAAGAUUACAUUAGCAUGAUGAAACGCAUGGAAGAACUCGAGGAUAAGGUCAUUACUCUUAGCCAGAAACCUUCUUCUAUGCCACCUGAGAAAGAAAACAUGCUUAACGCUGCCAUUAACCGAGUUGGUACUUUGGAGGAAGAACUUUUAGCUACCAAGAAGGCUCUUGAUGAAGCUCUUGUUCGUCAACAGGAGCUCCUAUCCGUCCUUGAGAAGAAAAAGAAGAAGAAGAAGUUUUUUGUUUUUUAAGUUUGAAUUUCUUUAGAUAGAUGUAGAGAUGGUGAUUUCAUUUUUUGGCCCAAGAAAGUUUGUUCGAAUGAUCUCUCACGUAUUUGUAAAAUUUUAACUCUUUAAAAACUUAAACAUUGUUUACAUUACCUGUUGUGCUAUUCACCAGCACAACUGCAGUAAGCUUUGUUCUAUCUUCUUCGGCGAGAUUUACUGUUCACCCUCUCCAUUGGAGCUCUAAUUGUAAAUGCCAUAUAUUAUGGCACAUUACAGAUACAUCAGCUUGUAUUUUUUUUUUCUGUAAAUAAAGAUGGAAGCAGUUUGCUGUUGGCUUUUGUUCA
Solanum lycopersicum (tomato) is the source of this 2278-nucleotide messenger RNA. Its product is annotated as phosphatidylinositol/phosphatidylcholine transfer protein SFH12-like. The record is from RefSeq and is a predicted model, not a curated record. NCBI's taxonomy places the organism in Eukaryota, Viridiplantae, Streptophyta, Magnoliopsida, Solanales, Solanaceae.